UUCUGUCCUCAGUCCGCAACGAGACCUCAUCGAAGGAAGCCACACUUGCAAAACAUGGAUCGGGAUUUACCCCUGCACUGGACCCUGAAUCCCAUUCGGAUAUCACGAAGUCUUUCAUUGAAUACUCUUUCUCUAUAUCGAAAGAUUUCCCGCAAUAUGUGGCGCUGCUGCAUCCAAUUCUGUCACAGCCCCAAGUUUCAGCGAUAUGUUAGAUUCAUCGAGUCCAGUCUGUGUCAGUUCUAAAGAGCAAUGAUCCAAGAAAAUGCGCAGCUGCCUGGUCGCAUUCAAACUGAUUGCUACCGAU
Messenger RNA from Drosophila eugracilis, 304 nucleotides. RefSeq lists its product as uncharacterized. The record is from RefSeq and is a predicted model, not a curated record. Bases 55 to 243 code for a protein of 62 amino acids. Lineage: Eukaryota; Metazoa; Arthropoda; Insecta; Diptera; Drosophilidae. The transcript is spliced from 2 exons.